Molecule: messenger RNA, 1220 nt
Organism: Cercospora beticola
Lineage: Eukaryota; Fungi; Ascomycota; Dothideomycetes; Mycosphaerellales; Mycosphaerellaceae
Molecular function (GO): NAD binding; oxidoreductase activity, acting on the CH-OH group of donors, NAD or NADP as acceptor; magnesium ion binding
Source: RefSeq, a predicted model, not a curated record
UAGGAAACGACAUUAUAGCAGCAAGGUCUGAGUUCAUCCAUUCCGUUCUUCAUCUUUCAUCCGACAUCACGUUUACAAUGUCCAAGACGUACAAUAUUGCCUGCAUUCCUGGAGAUGGCAUUGGAGUCGACAUCACAGAAGCAGCAGUAGAAGUACUUAACAAGCUCGCAUCGACAGUGGGGACCUUCUCGUUCAACUUCACAACCUUCGACUGGUCCUCAAAAGCCUACCUGGAACGAGGCUGGUAUAUGCCAGAAGAUGGUAUGCAACAAUUGGCCAAGCACGAUGCCAUCUACUUCGGAGCAGUCGGGUGGCCAUCUGUCCCUGAUCACAUCUCACUUUGGAACCUGAUCCUACCUAUUCGCAAAUGGAACAACCAAUACGUGAAUGUGAGACCUACCAGGAUUCUUCCCGGAACAACAGCCCCUCUGGCACAAUUGCAGAAGAACCCGGCCGAUCUAGACUGGAUCAUCAUUCGCGAGAACUCAGAAGGAGAAUAUGCCGGCCAAGGAGGCACGACCCACGAGAACUCUGCACAUACCAUUGCUACGGAGGUGGCUAUCUUCACGAGAGUGGGCAUCGAGAGAAUCAUGCGAUUCGCUUUCGAGACUGCCAAGUCAAGGCCUAGAAAGAAGCUCACUAUGGUGACGAAAAGCAAUGCCCAGAGACACGGCAUGGUGCUGUGGGAUAAGGUCUUCUACGAGGUUGCCAAAGAGUAUGAAGGUGUCGUGGAGCAUGACAAGAUGCUCGUUGAUGCGAUGACUGUGAGGAUGGUAAAUAAGCCGGAGAGCAUGGAUGUCAUCGUAGCAACUAACUUGCACGCCGACAUCCUCUCAGAUCUUGCAGCCGCACUUGCAGGAUCGAUCGGAAUCGCUCCAUCUUCCAAUCUCGACCCAACUAGACAGUUCCCGUCAAUGUUCGAACCAAUUCAUGGCUCAGCACCUGAUAUUGCUGGUCAAGGUAUUGCAAAUCCUGUUGGUGCUUUCUGGUCUGCCGCAGAGAUGGUACGAUGGGUCGGACAGGGCUCGCUUGAUGAUGUUGCGGACAAGUUCAUGACUGCGAUAGAGAAUGUGACUGGUAAUCCUGAAACGCGAACAAGGGAUAUGGGUGGCAGUGCGAAUACGAAGCAAGUCACCGAAGCAGUGAUCAAGCAGAUUGACGCCGUGUUUGCGAAGUAGUAGAAUAGAAAAUCUACUGUAAUGCGAUGAUAGAAGCAGGAA